Molecule: messenger RNA, 2346 nt
Organism: Styela clava
Lineage: Eukaryota; Metazoa; Chordata; Ascidiacea; Stolidobranchia; Styelidae
Product: glycine receptor subunit alpha-2-like
Biological process (GO): monoatomic ion transmembrane transport
Cellular component (GO): membrane
Molecular function (GO): transmembrane signaling receptor activity; extracellular ligand-gated monoatomic ion channel activity
Source: RefSeq, a predicted model, not a curated record
GUAUUUAAACUAAGUAAAAAUCUUCUCGAUACCAGUAGCUAAAAGCACUCAGUUCUCAAUCUUCAAAUACUUCCUCGGCCCAGACCACGCUCUUCAUGAUGCUUCGGUAUCAGGAAUCUGGUAUUUCUAGCAUAUUCAGAUUUACUUCAUUUCUGGAUUUAUCGCUGCAAUAAAAGGAAAACUGGACAAUCCAAAGACCUGGCACCAUGGUUUUUGUAUAUUAUAUUUUAGUGGCGUUUCAACUUUUUGUAUUCGUAAGCAUCGAAGGUUUUCCAACGGGUAAUGACGAGUCAACACCAGCGGGUAACAGUGGAUAUGAAUACGAGUAUAAUUAUUUUUAUACACCGCCAGAUAAUAAAGGGGUGGAAGGCCAAAACACCGGAUCGAGCAUGAACGGUGAAACUCUCAUGGCUGCCGAACACAAAGCAAGAGAUACGAAUGAAAUCGAGUUUCUUGAAGGAUUAUUGAUUAAUUAUGACCAACGGAUAAGGCCAAAUAAUAAUGGUGUUCCUGUGAGGGCUAAUGUGUCGAUUUUCGUUAAUUCUUUCUAUUCGGUCAACGAACAGACAAUGGAUUACAAAUUGAAUAUAUUUUUGCGUCUUCGGUGGAAUGACCCACGGUUGGCUCACAACUUCAAUGACAAAGCAGUUGCUCUCCACCCAUCAAUGUUAGGAAAAAUAUGGAAGCCGGAUGUUUUCUUUUCUAAUGAAAAGCAUGCUGCAUUCCACUCAGUCACAACAGAGAACAAAUUACUGAGGGUUUAUACUAAUGGCGAUGUUUAUUCCAGCGUUCGCUUGACUCUUACGUUAUCUUGUGCUAUGCACUUGAGGAAUUUUCCAAUGGAUGUACAGAUUUGUAACAUGGAAAUGGAGAGUUUUGGUUAUGACAUGAAGGAUUUAAUAUUCGAUUGGGACGGACCACAUGCCGUGCAACUUCCUAAAACACUUGCACUACCUCAGUUUCGAAUCCGUGGAUACAGGUUGAAUACCUGCACAAAAGUAUACAGCACAGGUUCGUUCACUUGUCUUGGAGCUGACUUUAUUCUUCAGCGUCAAAUGGGUUAUUACAUAAUUCAAAUGUACGCCCCAUCUCUCAUGAUUGUCAUUUUAUCGUGGGUUGCAUUUUGGAUCAAUAUGGAUGCUGCACCUGCGAGAACAGCUUUGGGAAUAACUACUGUACUUACUAUGACAACUCAAAGUUCCGGAGCUCGAGCUUCGUUACCGAAGGUAUCUUAUGUCAAAGCUAUCGACGUAUGGUUUGCCGUUUGCCUCAUAUUUGUAUUCGCAGCUCUCAUUGAAUUUGCUGUUGUCAACUUUUUAUCUCGACAGGAAAAAUCGUUUUUCAAAUUGGGAUUGCAGCUUGCAAAUAUUAAGAAAGAGGAAGAACUCGAUGAACAGGGUACGUUGAAGCCAAAAAAGAGGCGGAGAGACGUACAUUCCGACACAACUGGAGACGGAAUAUCGACAGAAAUGAAGGCGAUGAGUACAACGUCACCUACACCAACCAGUGCGUCACGAUACUCCAUGAUUGGACAAAUUCCCGAUGAGGAAAAAUCUAAGAAGGAGAGGUACAGGUGGAAAGCAAAAAGAAUUGACCGUAUUUCACGAGUUUGCUUUCCUCUUUCGUUUAUUGUCUUCAAUUUAUUUUACUGGAUUGUUUAUCAGGUUGCUCGUGACGACCUACGCAAUGUGUUAGAUGGAGCGAUACCUUAUGAUACCUAAUCAUUGGAGAAAGCACUAAACAAAAUAAUCGGAAUACGACCAUAAUGUAAAAAUGCCCAACCCAAAUAUGGAAUUUCAUCAACCGUCAAUUGAGCCUGAUGUUUGAAUCUACUUAGCAUUUGAUCAAUAAUGAGGAUUAAUUGAACUGAAUGAUGUUGUCAUACCAAGAAUUGAUAAUCAAAGUUAGGCGUAAGGAUGGUUAUAUGGUAUCAAUCACCAUUUAAAGGGCAUAUUGGGCUUCCAUUUAAUAGCAGGUUUGAUCUUAGGAGAAGCUGCUCCUCACAUAUCCUCAAUGCAUGAGGAGUACUGAUUUAUUUUUUCAUGUACUGUACAGUUUUAAACACCAACCUUUUCAUUCUGAUUUAUCACAAUACCAAUCAGCAAAUUGCUGACAAAACGCAGCCUAAAGAUCAAUAACGUGUGUGUUUGAAUUUGAAUAUACCCAUGCUCAGUAAAAUAUUGGCAUUCAAAAUAGGCUUUGGACUCGUAACUUUUCGAACGUCGUUUCUUUUUUAUAUUUCUUGCACCAUACAUUAGAAUUGCUUACAGUAUUUUUAUGCAAUUCAAUAUGGUAUACAGUAUUUAUUGUUUUGAAUUGAACAAUACAAAAAAAACGAGAAAAAAA